Messenger RNA from Oncorhynchus gorbuscha (pink salmon), 761 nucleotides. RefSeq names its product parvalbumin-7-like. The record is from RefSeq and is a predicted model, not a curated record. The transcript has 5 exons. Bases 223 to 552 code for a protein of 109 amino acids. Gene Ontology annotation, molecular function: calcium ion binding. Gene Ontology annotation, cellular component: nucleus; cytoplasm. Lineage: Eukaryota; Metazoa; Chordata; Actinopteri; Salmoniformes; Salmonidae.
CCUCUAGCCACUCAGCGCUCUCUCUCCCUCUUCAGCAGCACUGCCCGCUCUCUUUCUCUUUCUACCUUUCUUUAUUUCUCUCUCUGUCUCUCUUUUUUUUCUCUCCUCCUUUCUUUGGCUCACAGAAGGUUCCCAGGCUCCUGGUCUGUCCCUCUGCCAGUCCGACGACCCCACUGAAGCUCUAGCACCAACCGGGACACAGACUCUCACAAAGCUGCUGAGAUGGCGAUGAACAGCAUUCUCAACGCUGCCGACAUCAAGAAAGCCCUAGAGGCAUUCGCAGCGGCUGACUCUUUUGACCAUAAGAAAUUCUUUGAGAUGGUGGGUCUGAAGGCCAAGUCAGCUGAGGAUGUGAAGAAAGCCUUCCUGGUGCUGGACGCUGACGCUAGCGGAUUCAUAGAGGAGGAGGAGCUCAAGUUCGUACUGAAGGGAUUUGCCUCAGACGGCAGGGACCUGACCGACAAAGAAACCAAAGCAUUCUUAAACGAAGCUGACAAGGAUGGAGACGGCAUGAUCGGCAUCGAUGAGUUCGUUGCCCUGGUGCACGAGUAAUAGACACCUUCCUAAACCGACUAGCGCUCCACCACCCAGCCCCGAUACUCCCCCUCUUCCAGUCUGCAGCCAACCCUCACACGUGCCCCUUCCUCCCCCACCUCAUCCCUCCAAAUGCCCUCACUGACACCCAGCUCUCUCCCACUCAAGCGCACGGCUACUACUGCACUGGAGGAAGGGUGUCGUGGCUUACGCCCCCACCCCGCUAA